This is a messenger RNA of Cynocephalus volans (Philippine flying lemur), 996 nucleotides long. Its product is annotated as glyceraldehyde-3-phosphate dehydrogenase-like. The record is from RefSeq and is a predicted model, not a curated record. Gene Ontology annotation, molecular function: NADP binding; glyceraldehyde-3-phosphate dehydrogenase (NAD+) (phosphorylating) activity; NAD binding. Lineage: Eukaryota; Metazoa; Chordata; Mammalia; Dermoptera; Cynocephalidae. Gene Ontology annotation, cellular component: cytosol. Gene Ontology annotation, biological process: glycolytic process; glucose metabolic process. The transcript has a single exon. The coding region runs from base 1 to 996 and encodes 331 amino acids.
AUGGUGAAGGUCGGAGUAAAUGGAUUUGGCCAUAUUGGAUGCCUGGUCACCAGGGCUGCUUUUAACUCUGACAAGAUGGAUAUUGUUGCCAUCAAUGACCCCUUCAUUGACCUCAACUACAUGGUCUACAUGUUCCAGUAUGAUUCCACCCAUGGCAAGUUCUGUGGCACUGUCAAGGCAGAGAAUGGGAAGCUUGUCAUCAAUGGGAAGGCCGUCACCAUCUUCCAGGAGCGAGAUCCCGCCAACAUCAAAUGGGGUGAUGCUGGUGCUGAGUAUGUCGUGAAGUCCACUGGUGUCUUCACAACCUUGGAGAAGGCUGGGGCUCACUUGAAGGGUGGAGCCAAAAGGGUCAUCAUCUCUGCGCCUUCUGACGCCCCCAUGUUUGUGAUGGGUGUGAAUCACGAGAGCUAUGAAAACACCCACACGAUCGUCAGCAAUGCCUCCUACACCACCAACUGUUUAGCCCCCCUGGUCAAGGUUAUCCAUGACAACUUUGGCAUUGUGGAGGGACUCAUGACCACAGUCCAUGCUGUCACUGCCACCCAGAAGAUGGUGGAUGGCCCCUCCGGGAAACUGUGGCGCGGUGGCCAUGGGGCUCUCAAGAACAUCAUCCCUGCAUCUGCUGGCGCUGCCAAGGCCGUGAGCAAGUUCAUCCCUCAGCUGAAUGGGAAGCUCACUGGCAUGGCCUUUCGUGUCCCCACUGCCAAUGUGUCAGUUGUGGAUCUGACCUGCCAUCUGGAGAAGGCUGCCAAAUAUGAAGACAUCAAGAGGGUGGUGAAGAAGGCAUCAGAGGGCCCCCUGAAGGGCAUCCUGGGCUACACUGAGGACCAGGUUGUCUCCACUGACUUCAACAGUGACACACACGCUUCCACCUUCGACGCUGAGGCUGGCAUUGCCCUCAAUGACCACUUUGUCAAGCUCAUUUCCUGGUAUGACAGUGAAUAUGGCUACAGCAACAGAGUGGUGGACCUUAUGGUUCACAUGGCCUCCAAGUAG